CUUGGUUGAACCUGGCAGCUUGCCGUGACCGCCAGCAACCGCACGAGCGUCCGCUUUGGCAACCCGGACGUGACCUCGCCCAAGCACAGAGCUCGGAGAUUAUUCACACCAUUGUUCCAGUCCUCCCACCGGGAAUAUGUCAUCUCACAGAACAAUCGUCUCCUCCUUCGUGGAGGGAGCUCCUCCAGGAGAGUUAGCAGACGUCCUUGCAGACAUCAAGACCCUGACGAUCUCGAACCCAAGCCUGGUGAACGAACUCGGCCCAGCGUUCCAGAAAUACAACGAGGAACAGUUUGCGACGGUCAAGCUCCCGGGGAGCAGCCAGCAGGUCAUUAUCAGCUCGCACAGCUCGCUAGGUGGCGGCCGCUACUACGAUGUCGAGAGCUCUUGUAGUUUCGCGUUCGACCACACCACACAGAAAGCUAGCGCGGUCGAGAGCCACGUUCUGGACGGUGCGCAGGCAGAUCUAGCGAAAUCGGUGCUUAAGGGGCUUUCCACCUACGUCAAGGAGCACUUUACGAACGCAGCGUACGGUGCCUACCCGAUAGAAAGCGACUCGAAAAUUGCGAUCAUUAUCGUCGCAAACAAGUACAGCCCGAAUAACUACUGGAACGGGCGCUGGCGCUCGCUCUACAUCUUCGAUCCGGCCUCGAACUCCUUGGAGGGCUCCAUCAAGGUUGACGUGCACUACUAUGAGGAUGGCAACGUCCGCCUCCUGACCAGCAAGCCCUUGACCGCAUCCGUCUCAUCCGGGACUGGAGCCGGCAUCGCCAAGGAGAUAUCGACGAGCGAGAAGAAGUACCAGGAAGAGCUGAACAGGAGCUUUACGAGUCUGAGCGAGGGCGCCUUCAAGGCUUUGAGGAGACAGCUUCCGGUGACGAGGCAGAAGAUUGAGUGGGACAAAGUCGCGAGCUACAGGCUGGGACAGGACAUCGGCGGUGGAGCGGCGAGGAGAUAGCACAAGCUCUCCUCUUAUUAGUCCUAACCAAUGUUUUGUCGUUCGCCAGUUGGGGGAGUGCUAGCAUGGCCAUGCAAAGAAUCUACUUCCUACAUACCGAGAACUCGAGGAAAGAAACAACUGCGAUGCUGUUUAUCUGUACGCGAAGUGUGCGAACACUCCAAUCAGAUUUGAAGAUAAGCCAUCAGCAAGUCUCGAUACACUACGGAUGAGACCCCGAAUCAGUGCAGCGGGGGUUGCAACUCAGAAAGUGCGGCCGGCAAGCAGGGGUCGGAACCUUCCC
Chaetomium strumarium is the source of this 1241-nucleotide messenger RNA. RefSeq names its product F-actin-capping protein subunit alpha. Bases 137 to 958 code for a protein of 273 amino acids. Gene Ontology annotation, biological process: actin cytoskeleton organization; barbed-end actin filament capping. Gene Ontology annotation, molecular function: actin filament binding. The transcript is spliced from 5 exons. Gene Ontology annotation, cellular component: F-actin capping protein complex; actin cortical patch. Lineage: Eukaryota; Fungi; Ascomycota; Sordariomycetes; Sordariales; Chaetomiaceae. The record is from RefSeq and is a predicted model, not a curated record.